AUGCAGCCCCCUGAGCCCCGUGGCCCCCCGGGCCUUGAGGGGCUCCUGGCAGCCGGCGGCUUCGCAGGCGGCCAGGGCAGGGGGCUGCUGCCUCCUCCCCCCCCAGCUCUCGGUGGUCCAUCGCCUCCCCCCGGGAUGAAUCCCGGUUACCCGGCGGAGGGACCGGCCGAGCAUUCCAAGCCGUGUCCGGCUGCCGCCCCACCACCGCCGCCGCCCCCUCCGGUUGCCCCGCCGGGUCCCACCGCCUCCACUCCUCUUCCCUAUGGAUAUUUCGGCAGCGGCUACUACUCCUGCCGCGUUUCCCGCAGCUCCCUGAAAACCGGUCCGGUGCAGGGUCCCUUUCCCGGUGAAAAAUACCUGGACACCCCCACCGGCAGCGAGGAUUUCCAGAGCCGCCCCGCCGAAUUCACCUUCUACCCGGGCUACGGGGCUCCUUACCAACCCGUUACCGGUUACCUGGAUGUGUCGGUGGUACCGGGGUUGGGGGGUCCGGGGGAUGCUCGGCAUGAGACUCUGCUGCCCGUGGAUAGUUACCAUCAACCGUGGGCUCUGGGCGGCAGCUGGAGCAGCCAGAUGUGCUGCUCCAAAGAGCAGGGACAAGCUGGGUACCUCCUGAAAUCCGCCUUUGCAGACUCAGCCGGGCAAAUGCCCCCCGACGGCUGCUCGUUUCGGCGGGGCCGUAAGAAGAGGGUCCCGUACAGCAAGGGGCAGCUGAAGGAGCUGGAAAAGGAAUACGCCAGCAGCAAAUUCAUCACCCGCGACAAGAGGAGGAAGAUCUCCGCUGCCACCAACCUCACGGAGCGACAAAUCACCAUCUGGUUCCAGAACAGGAGGGUGAAGGAGAAAAAAGUCGUCGCCAAAAUCAAAAGCAGCAGCAGCACCCCGUGA
Indicator indicator is the source of this 888-nucleotide messenger RNA. It is a transcript of the gene HOXB13, whose product is annotated as homeobox B13. NCBI's taxonomy places the organism in Eukaryota, Metazoa, Chordata, Aves, Piciformes, Indicatoridae. The record is from RefSeq and is a predicted model, not a curated record. Bases 1 to 888 code for a protein of 295 amino acids. Gene Ontology annotation, molecular function: DNA-binding transcription factor activity, RNA polymerase II-specific; RNA polymerase II cis-regulatory region sequence-specific DNA binding. The transcript is spliced from 2 exons. Gene Ontology annotation, biological process: regulation of transcription by RNA polymerase II.